Messenger RNA from Scutellospora calospora, 164 nucleotides. The record is from the annotation of a GenBank genome assembly. Lineage: Eukaryota; Fungi; Glomeromycota; Glomeromycetes; Diversisporales; Gigasporaceae.
AUACAGUAACUAAUAAUAACAAGGCUUAUGCUCAUGCAACAUGCUAUGCUAUAUUAUCUUUGGAAAAUAAUUCAGUUAAGCUAGAUAAUAAGUAUAUGGAAAACAAGAUGGCAGAAUUUAUGGGUGGAUAUUCAAGUAAAAGUGAUAAUUCUAAUGAAGAUUGA